Varanus komodoensis (Komodo dragon) is the source of this 537-nucleotide messenger RNA. Its product is annotated as glycine-rich protein DOT1-like. The record is from RefSeq and is a predicted model, not a curated record. The transcript has a single exon. The annotation marks the transcript as partial. NCBI's taxonomy places the organism in Eukaryota, Metazoa, Chordata, Lepidosauria, Squamata, Varanidae.
GGUGGCAUUGGUGGAAGACGAGGCAGCCUGAGUGGCGGCAUUGGUAGUGGUGGAUCGGGUGGUUAUGGCAUUAGCAGAACAGGAGGCAGUGGGGGCAGUUUGACAGGUGGAGGAAGCACAAGAUACAGCAGCAGUCGCCGAAUCAGUGGCAGUCGCCGAUACAGUGGCAGUGGUGGAUACAGUGGAGGAUACGGUAGCGGUGGAUACAGUGGAGGAUAUGGUAGCGGUGGAUACAGUGGAGGAUACGGAAGUGGUGGAUACAGUGGAGGAUACGGCAGCGGUGGAUAUGGUAGUGGUGGAUACGGUAGUGGUGGAUACAGUGGAGGAUACAGUAGCGGUGGAUACAGUGGAGGAUAUGGUAGUGGAGGAUAUGGCAGUGGUGGAUACAGUGGUGGUGGAUACGGUGGCAGAAGGAUCCGAUACUCUAUUGGCCGCUGUUAUGGAGGAAACAGUGGAUAUGGUGGAUAUGGCUAUGGUGGCUCCUACGGUGGAGCCUUAGCACUGAUGCCAAGCACCGCCUGCUACCCCUGUAACUGA